AUGGCCGGCCUCUCGGAACCGCUGCCGUUCAUUACGCUCAAUGACGACGAGACGUUCGAGAUCUCGCCCGAGGCGGCGACGUACUUGAGCUCUCUCGAAGGAGAGAUCUCGAUCGUCGCGAUUGCAGGCCUCUACCGGACGGGCAAGUCGUACCUUCUCAACCAGCUUCUCGGGCGCACGACCGAACACACGAUGUUUGGCGUCGGCGGCACGGUCAACGCGAUGACCAAGGGCAUUUGGAUCUGGGGCCAGCCCAUGGACGCUGCCACAUCGUCGUCGUCUUCGCGGCCCAAGACGAUCAUCUUCAUGGACACGGAAGGCUUGGGCUCGAGCCAGCGCAGCCAGACACAGGACACGCGCAUCUUUGCGCUGGCGCUCCUCCUCUCGUCCUUCUUCAUCUACAACAGCCGCGGUGUCAUUGACGCCAACGCGAUCGAAGACCUCUCGCUUGUCGUCAACUUGACCAAGUACAUCCAAGUGAGCGCGGGCGGCACCGACAACUCCAUGUCGCUCGCCGACUUUUUCCCGUCCUUUCUCUGGGUCGUGCGCGACUUUACGCUGCAGCUCGAAGAGGAAGGCCGCGCGAUCACGCCGCGCGACUACCUCGAGAAGGCGCUCAAACCGCAGCCCGGCAGUAGCGACGACGCGCAGCACAAGAAUCAAGUCCGUGCGCUCCUCGCCGCGUUCUUCCCGGACCGCGACUGCCUCACGAUGGUGCGUCCGCUCAACGACGAGUCGCUCCUGCGCGAGUUGCCCAAGCAGCCGCUCGACUCGCUCCGUCCCGAGUUCCAAUCCCAGCUGACGACGCUCCACAAGAAGGUGUUUUCGACGCUCAAGCCCAAGAAGCUCAUGGCCAAAGCGCUCUCCGGCGCGAUGCUCGUGACGCUUGCGCGCAACUACGUCGAUGCGUUCAACAGCGGCGCGACGCCCGUCAUCUCGAGCGCGUGGGACCGCGUCGUCGCCGCGCAGAGCGAGCAGGCGCUCGACGCCGCCAAAGCCGCCUUCACAUCAGCGUUUGCUCCGCCCACGGACGCGGUGCCCGAAGCGACGCUUGUAUCAACGUUUCAAGUCGCGCAGGAAGCCGCGCAGACAGUGCUCAAGGCGCAGGACUUUGCGGGCGACGCGUUCGCGACCGUCUUGCACACGCUCGGCGACUGGCUCCAAGCGCAGCUGGUCGUCGCGCUGGAGGCCAAUGUGAAGCGCGCGACAGCCCACCAGACGCGGCUGCUCGACGAGCUCUAUGCGCCGAUUUCGGCCAAGGCGCAAGCGACGAUGGACCGCGAGAGCCCCGUGGCCAUGCUGCACGAGACGCUCAAGAACUACAAGAUUGCGAUGGCCGGUCUCGUCGAGGCGUACGACCACGCGACGUCCGAGCUGCCGCUGCACGCGUACGUGCUCACGGGCUUCCUCGCCGACAAGGCUAUGGACAGUAUUGUCGAGUGGGGCACGGCGGUGACGAUGCUAUUCCGCGCCAAGGACACGGCGGCCCAGAAAGCACUGGGCAGUAUCAAGCAAAAGGUCUCGAUGCUCGAAAGCAAGGCGCAGGCCGCGCAGGACAUGCUCGCGCAGCAACGCGAGACGUUCGAACGCGCACUCUUUGGCAUUUCCGAGCGCAUGGCGGACGAAAAAAUGGCGCUGACGGCUGAAAUCGACCACAAGUCGGCCGAGAUUGCGCGCACAGCGAUGCAGAUCGAGCGCAUCGGCGCCCUUCACGCCGAGGCCCACGACCGGCUUCUCGACGAGCUCGCGCGCGCCAAGGCCGACUGCGCGGACGCGGACGACGCGCUCGAGGCGGCGCGGAAGGAGCAGUUGUCGCUGCUCGCCGACUCGACCAACCAGCGACUGGAGCAAGAGCGGAUGAAGAACGCCAAGGAGGCGACGCUCCUCGCCGCGCACCAGGAGCUGCUACAUAAAACGAUUGCACUCGAGCGAGAGCUGGGCGACCAGCAGGCCGAGCAGAUGCUGGCGACGUUCAAGGCCGAGCAGGCGGUCAACGAGAAGCUCUUGACGCUCCGGCACGAGUGCGAAGACCAGGCGCAGGAGCUCAAGACGCGCACGAUCACCGAGAUUCGGUCGGUCAAGGCCAAGCACGAAGGCGAAUUAAAGGCGCUGCAACUCGACUUGAACGAGCGCCAAGCCGUGUUGAGCGCGCUUCAGGAGCGGCUCGAGGCCAAGCGCCGCAUGAAUUUGCAAGCAGCGGCCAAGAACCCCGGCGGCCGGAAAGAGGACUGCGUCGUGCAGUAA
Molecule: messenger RNA, 2244 nt
Organism: Saprolegnia diclina VS20
Lineage: Eukaryota; Oomycota; Saprolegniomycetes; Saprolegniales; Saprolegniaceae
Exons: 4
Coding region: 1-2244 (747 amino acids)
Molecular function (GO): GTPase activity; GTP binding
Source: RefSeq, a predicted model, not a curated record